Molecule: messenger RNA, 390 nt
Organism: Aureobasidium namibiae CBS 147.97
Lineage: Eukaryota; Fungi; Ascomycota; Dothideomycetes; Dothideales; Saccotheciaceae
Product: Endoribonuclease L-PSP
Exons: 2
Coding region: 1-390 (129 amino acids)
Cellular component (GO): cytosol; mitochondrion
Molecular function (GO): deaminase activity
Source: RefSeq, a predicted model, not a curated record
AUGCCUUACCAAAGAGAUGCCAUCCACGCUCCUUCGGCCCCAAAGCCCAACGGCAAUUACUCUCAUGUAGUCCGUCAAGGCAGCACCCUACACGUCGCCGGCUGGAUGGGCGACGACCCCUUGACCUCUCUCAUCGUCCCCGGCGGCAUAACACCCCAAACCCACCAAGCAAUCGCCAACAUAUCCGCCUGUCUCUCAGCCGCUGGAUCCUCACUUUCAAAAGUGGUAAGGCGAAGAAUAUACAUUAUGGAUAUGAAGGAUUUUAGAGAGGUGGACAGGAUAUGGGCAGAGUAUUUUGAAGAGCCGUUUCCAGUGAGUACGUGUGUGCAGGUUGCUGGGUUGGCCAAGGAAGGGGCGUUGGUGGAGUUGGAGGUUGUUGCUGAGGCUUGA